AUGAACCCUUCCAACCCACCUCAAACUGCCGAAUACGGCGGAGAUGAGGUCUCCGCCAUUGUCCUCGAUACGGGAUAUUCAACCACUCGCGCGGGCUUUGCCGGUGAAGAUGCUCCCAAGUCACUGAUCCCAACCUACUAUGGGAAAUACAACGCCGACGGCCAAGAAAAGUUUGUGUACGGCGACGAUGUGUUCGUUACUCCGCGGCCCGGUCUGUCUAUUCACAACCCGAUCGGCAAGGAUGGAAUCGUCGAGGAUUGGGAUAUGGCAGAGAGGGUGUGGGAGCACUCAUUUAUGUCGCGACUCACCGGCACAAAAGCGGGCAACCCAUUCCAAAACGGAUUAAACGAUAUCUCCCAGGAUGAGCUCCCUACAGAAAUGGAGGUGGAGUCAGAGGAGAAGCCUUUGUCGGACAGUCCAUUGUUGAUGACAGAGCCUGGAUGGAACCCGGCGAAGGCGCGCGAAAAGACUAUUGAAAUCGCAAUGGAGAAAUGGGACACCCCGGCGUUUUAUCUGGCGCGCACUGGUGUUCUUGCUGCUUUCGCUUCCGGUAAGGCCUCUGCCCUUGUUGUUGACAUUGGGGCUUCAAACAUUUCUAUCACACCGAUCCACGAUGGCAUGAUUCUCAAGCGGGGUGUGCAGCACUCCCCGCUGGGUGGUGAUUACAUUUCCUCGCAGAUCAACGCACUUUUCAAGGCCAAUAGCCCGCAACCCAUCACAAUCACGCCGCACUACCUUAUCAGUUCAAAGUCGGCUGUUGACGCUGGCCAACCACCACAAGCGAAAUAUAAGACCUUCCCCGCCGACAAGGCCCCUGAUGCGUCGUAUCGUGCUCUUCUCGAGGAGCGUACACUAGCUGAGUUCAAGGAAUGUGUCGUCCAGGUUUGGCCCGGCCCUACCAGACUCUCUGCCACCGGUCCCACGGGCGUCUCCAACGAAGACAUGGCCCGGACCACUCCCGGCCGUCCCUUCGAGUUCCCCGAUGGCUACAACCAAGUCUUCGGUGUCGACCGUUUCCGCGUUGUGGAGUCCCUCUUCGAUGCCAAGGCAGCCAUUCCUGAUCCCGAUUCGCCUUUCCCUCCCCCUACACCCGCUCAGACCAUCCCAGAACUUGUCAAGGCUUCUUUGGCCGGCGUGGACGUCGACCUCCGCCCCCACCUCCUGGCCAACGUCGUUGUGACCGGUGGAUCCAGCUUGCUUUACAACUUCACCGAUCGUCUGAACCAUGAAUUGAUGCAGAUGUUCCCUGGCCCGAGAGUCCGCGUGACUGCCCCCGGUAACACAUCUGAGCGACGCUUCGGAUCCUGGAUUGGAGGCAGUAUCUUGGCCAGCCUGGGAACUUUCCACCAGAUGUGGAUCUCCAAGAAGGAGUACGAGGAGCAUGGACCGAACAUUGUGGAGAAGCGUUGCAAAUGA
Messenger RNA from Penicillium paradoxum, 1416 nucleotides. RefSeq names its product actin family protein. Gene Ontology annotation, biological process: regulation of transcription by RNA polymerase II. Bases 1 to 1416 code for a protein of 471 amino acids. Lineage: Eukaryota; Fungi; Ascomycota; Eurotiomycetes; Eurotiales; Aspergillaceae. The record is from RefSeq and is a predicted model, not a curated record. Gene Ontology annotation, molecular function: chromatin binding. Gene Ontology annotation, cellular component: SWI/SNF complex; NuA4 histone acetyltransferase complex. The transcript has 3 exons.